AUUGGUAUUGGUAUAGAGUCGGCGUGUCCGUAUCCUUUGAGUGAACAAACGGUGUUUUGGUUUAAAGUUCCUCGUCAAAGUAUUAUGCAGAAUAAGCUAAUGCAGUUAAUGUGAAAAUAUUUAGAGGCCAAAUUUAUUCAUAACUAUAUACAGCAGAAAUCAGAUAUGGCAACGAAAGGGCUAGUCGCUUCGAUCAUUCAGUUUUUGACACAGCAACUGGAAGAGGGAGACAUAACUGCGGAUUCUCGAGAGAGUCUCGAAGUUGCCAUACAGUGCUUGGAGAGCGCUUACAAUGUACAAGCAUCAGACGCAUUACCCAACUUCAAUCUUCAGUCGGCUUAUCAAGCUGCUGCAGAUAGUGCCAGACCUAUAAUUAAGAAAGAAGCUACAGCGGAAGAAAAAGCUGAAGCUGAGAGACUCAAAACAGAAGGCAACAAUUUUAUGAAAGAGGAGAAACCACACGAUGCCCUCAGAAGUUAUACAAAAGCCAUAGAAUUGGACGGAAGUAAAGCUGUGUAUUAUUGCAAUCGUGCGGCGGUGCACAGCAAAAUGGGCAAUCAUCAAUUAGCGAUAAAAGACGCAAUGACGGCGCUCUCGAUCGAUCCUUCCUACAGCAAAGCUUACGCUCGUAUGGGUUUGGCUUAUUCGAGUUUGUUGAAGCACAAAGAAGCCAGGGACUGUUAUCAAAAAGCAAGUGAAAUGGAGCCGGAUAACGAGUGUUACAAGAACAAUAUACAAUUGGCGGAAGAGAAAUUGGCAGCACCACAAACCGGUAAUCCUGCAGGUCUCUGUGGGCUUGGCGCAGCAUUUGGAAACAUCGAUGUUGGUUCUCUUGUGGAACAUCCAACUUUUGUUAAUAUGGCCCGUGAAAUAUUUAACGGUCCAGACGCAAUGAAUAUAAUGAAUUAUUUUGCUGCCGGUGAUGUGGAAGGAAGCUCUCGUAGUAUCGAGGCAAUCAUGGAAGCUGGACAACGUUUCAUGGAAGAAAUGCGAAUGACAAAUCCCGAUUUAGUGGAGAACCUGAGACGUCAAAUGCAAGGUCCGAAUGAUCCUCAACCGCCACAGAAUAAUUGAGCUCUCGUCAAAAAUCUCUGUAAUUUUGCGACUUUCACAUCAGAGUAUGACGCGAAAGACGAGAAAAAAUGAGGCGUAAGAAAAACAAAUGAAAUGACGAAAAAACAGCAGGACAUAGAGAACUUUUUGGAAAGUACGGUGAUACUAAAUCUUGAUGUUUCGAUCGCUCCAAAACUUUGUGUAAUCAACAGUUUUAGAUGUAUCAUCUUUAUUGUACGUGGAAAGCAACCAUGCCAUUCAUCCAUAUUGCCCUAUUUAGCAACUGGAGUCGCGAAUUCCUGUGAAACAAGUGACUACUUUAUUUGAAUUCCUUUUUCUACAAGAAAAAAAUUUUCUAGCUCACCCAAGACCUUUUUUUCCACAAUUGUCGAAUGAUUUAUCCAUAAAAAUUAUUUUUCCUGUUUUUUUACUUCCCGUUGAAACUGUAAAAUUUGUCUCGAUCAUGAGAAGAUCUGUGUACUGAUCGAGAUUAUUAUAUACGAAUAUAAAAAAAUAUAUUAUAAUAUACAAGGUAGAACGUAUGCUGUAUGUGAUUGCGAAAUUUAUUCAAAAUCUUAUAGCAAUGUGACCCAUCGCGAUAUACGUCGUAAGCUUCCAAAAUAAAUAGUAGCGACAUACAAACUGUA
Venturia canescens is the source of this 1700-nucleotide messenger RNA. Its product is annotated as small glutamine-rich tetratricopeptide repeat-containing protein alpha-like. The transcript is spliced from 4 exons. Gene Ontology annotation, cellular component: TRC complex; membrane. Lineage: Eukaryota; Metazoa; Arthropoda; Insecta; Hymenoptera; Ichneumonidae. Gene Ontology annotation, molecular function: molecular adaptor activity; protein binding. The coding region runs from base 166 to 1074 and encodes 302 amino acids. The record is from RefSeq and is a predicted model, not a curated record. Gene Ontology annotation, biological process: post-translational protein targeting to endoplasmic reticulum membrane.